This is a messenger RNA of Monomorium pharaonis (pharaoh ant), 1249 nucleotides long. RefSeq names its product probable ribosome biogenesis protein RLP24 (gene RpL24-like). The record is from RefSeq and is a predicted model, not a curated record. The transcript is spliced from 2 exons. Gene Ontology annotation, biological process: ribosomal large subunit biogenesis. Gene Ontology annotation, cellular component: nucleolus. The coding region runs from base 504 to 1031 and encodes 175 amino acids. Lineage: Eukaryota; Metazoa; Arthropoda; Insecta; Hymenoptera; Formicidae.
UUCUCUUAUCUCUAUUAAAUCACGCGUGAAGGUCGAUGACUAUCAAUAUUAUUCUCAUUCGUCAAUAGUUCUCUUAUCCCUCCAUCUGUUUUUCUAUUCGAUAACACCGUAGGAUUGCGUUCAGAAAUAUCACUUUAUUAUCCUUAUUUAAAAUUCGGCGAAUAACAAAUAUAAAAUAUUUGAGACACAUUAAUGCUCGUGAAUGGCAAUUGCAAAAAGAAACCUAGAUAUUGAACUAUGUAGUCAAUAUAUCUCUUAUGAAACCUGUAAUGCGUUCAUAAUAUUUUAGUUCUCUUCCGUGCUAUAACCAGCAGAGUUAGGUCGCCGUAAGCUUCAUGAUUACACCACGAUCGUUAAAGGGAACGUACCCUCACGCACCUCCAAGAACGCAUUCUAGAGUCUGAACCAUUCGAGUGAUUGGUUUCGGAACGCAGAUCAGAGAAGCGCGUGUCUACGUGACGUAGUUAGGUUAAAUUAGGUUAACUCUCGCAACUUCUCGCAACAUGCGUAUAGAGACAUGUUAUUUCUGCUCGUCCCGGAUAUUUCCGGGACAUGGAAUUCAGUUCGUAAGGAAUGAUUGUAAGAUAUUUAAGUUCUGUCGCUCAAAAUGUCACGCUGCAUUCAAAAAGAAGAAGAAUCCCAGGAAAGUCAAAUGGACUAAAGCCUAUAGGAAAACCGUUGGCAAAGAAUUGGUGGUGGAUCCUUCAUUUGAGUUUGAAAAGAGAAGAAAUACACCUGUUAAAUAUAAUAGAGAAUUAUGGAAUAAGACUAUAGAGGCAAUGAAGAAGGUAGAAACUAUCAAGCAGAGGCGACAGAAUUUGCACAUUAUGCAGCGAUUACGCAAGGGCAGGGAGCUCGAACAAGAGAGAGAUAUCAAGGAGGUGCAGCGUGACUUGUCUCUCGUCCGCUCGCCAGCUGCUGGCCUCAAAGAAAGGAAGAAACAGGAAGAGACAGCCGAAGAGCAACAACAGAUGCAUGUAGAUGAAGAUUCUAGCAGUGAACUUGAAGCCGAGGCAGUAGAAGUGAAUUAGAUCAUUGUAUAUACUUUAUAAAGUAUAUACAUUGUACGUGUCUAAUCGUCUUGUUAUUUUUGUAUCUCUCUACGAAUUACAUCCACUGUGUUAAUAAAUUAUGAAUUAUAAUAUGUGUAUAAUAAUUUUAUAUAGACGAAUUAUAAAACAAGUUUUUUUUUUUAAUUUAUCGAUUAAUCUAUCGCUUUAUGCACAAAUAAAGGUUUUACAGAACAAAA